Messenger RNA from Humulus lupulus (European hop), 1830 nucleotides. Its product is annotated as zinc finger BED domain-containing protein RICESLEEPER 2-like. The record is from RefSeq and is a predicted model, not a curated record. The transcript is spliced from 3 exons. Gene Ontology annotation, molecular function: protein dimerization activity; DNA binding. NCBI's taxonomy places the organism in Eukaryota, Viridiplantae, Streptophyta, Magnoliopsida, Rosales, Cannabaceae. The coding region runs from base 1 to 1830 and encodes 609 amino acids.
AUGGCCGAAAAAAAUUGUUGUCAAAAAAUUAUUUCCAUAGAAGUUCCAUCUAAUGAAGGACAAAUUGAUGGAUCUACUCAUUUUUCUAAUUCCUCAGCUCUAUCUUCAAACAUCAAUGAAUCAACUCCACCAACAAUUGAUAAUGAUAGUGAAAAUAGAAGAAGAAAACUUACUUAUGUUGUUUGGCAGCAUUUUAAAAAGCAAAAAACCAAUGGAGAGGAUAAGGUAAUAUGCAAUUAUUGUGAAAGAAAAUUGGUGGGAUCAAGCAAAAAUGGAACCAAGCAUUUGCAUGAUCAUUUCAGAGUAUGUCCUCUAAGGAAACAUAAAGACAUAAAACAGAUACUCUGGAAUCCUACCAAGAAAAAAGAUGGAGGUACUUCACUUGGAACAUAUACAUUUGAUCAAGAGUAUUCAAGGCAACAACUUGCUGGGAUGAUCAUUUUGCAUGAGUAUCCUCUUAAUAUGGUUGAACAUGAAGGAUUUAGAAAUUUUGUGAACUCAAUUCAACCUUUGUUCAAGUUUUUAUAUGUGCCUUCCCCUCAAACUACUGAAGCAUUAUCAAAAGUGUUGAUGCAAUGUUUGGUUGUAUGGAGUAUUGAUCGUAAGUUAUCUACUUUAACUCUAGAUAAUUGUACUACGAAUGAUGCCAUGAUGGAUUUUAUGUUGGAGAAAUUGUCUUCUUCUCAUUUGAUGUUGGGUGGGAAUUUUGUUCAUAUGCAUUGUUGUGCACACAUUUCAAACUUAAUAGUGAAGGAGGGAUUGGACACAAUUAAAGAUGGUGUUGAAAGUAUACGUGAGAGUGUAUUUUAUUGGACAGCAACACCAAAAAAAGUUGAAAAUUUUGAGGAAAUGACAAGACAAAUAAAAAUUUCAUGCACUAGAAAGUUAGUUCUUGAUUGUAAGGCUAGGUGGAAUUCUACUUACUUGAUGAUUACUAGUGCCAUGAUCUAUAAGAAUGUUUUUAGUCGCCUACGAUUCAGUGAGAAAAAGUAUAAACACUUGCCUAAUGAACGUGAUUGGCUCUUAGCAAGUAGGAUGUGUGACAAAUUAAGGUUGUUUUACAAUGUUACUGGGAUGUUUUCAGGGGCCAAAUAUCCUUCUGCAAGUCUCUUUUUUCCUAAGAUUUGUAAGAUUAGACUAUUGCUUAAUGAAUGUCUUGUAUCAGAGUAUCCUGAGAUAAAUUUAAUGGCUGAAAAAAUGAUUGUCAAAUUUGAGAAGUAUUGGUUUGUGAUACAUCGGAUAUUGUUCAUAGCAACUGUUUUAGAUCCAAGAUUUAAGAUGAAAUUGAUUGAAUACUACUUUCCUCGAAUUUAUGGUGAUAAGUCCUUAAUUGCAAUUGAAAGAGUUCGAAAAUUGUGUCUUGAUUUAGUGAAAGAGUACAAUUUGAAUCAAGAUAAUGGAAGUACUAUUGAUCAUUCAUUGAGUUUCUCUGAGGUUGAUAAGAAUGUUAAUGAAUCUAUGGAUGAAUUGGCUGGUUAUGAUUUGUUCGUUAGUAGCACAACCAAUGUGGAUACUGUCAAGUCUAAGAUAGAGCACUACUUGGAAGAGGCUGUUUUGCCUAGGACUUCUGAAUUUGAUAUUUUAGCAUGGUGGAAGACCAAUGGGUUGAAAUAUCUUAUCUUACAAACUAUUGCUAAAGAUGUUUUGGCAAUAUCAGUCACAACAGUUGCUUCUGAGUCAACUUUUAGCACUAGCGGUAAACAUGUGACUCCUCAUCGUAAUAGGCUACAUCCCAACGCUUUGGAAGCUUUAGUGUGUGCACAAGAUUGGGACCAAGUUAUGUGGAUUUUGAAACUUGAUGAAGCUUGUGAUGAUGAAGAUGCAAUAUAA